CAGGAGCGCACAGUCACAGUGCGCUGUGACAACAAUGUUGGCACUGUCCUGCUGGUAGAACUAGAGGCCAGGCCAGGCUUUCUGCAUUGCCUUAAGGACUGGUUCUGUGCCAAGCUGGUGGUGACCACACCUGAAGGAGAUGAAGUCGUCUUCCCCUGUUACCAGUGGCUGGACAGCAAAAAGCCAAUCGUCUCUCUCCGGAACAGCAAGGCUACACUUGUCCAGAAGGAAACAGAAGCUACCCUCCGCUUCCAAAGGCGACAGGAGCUCAAGGAGAGGCAGCAGGACUUCAGACUGGCUGAGCUGGAGCUUGAGAGUUUGAUGGCCUGCUCAGAAUCAUGGCGCAGUUUCAACCAACUUCAGUCAAUCCUCCGUCACCCCAAACCCAACAAGGCUGGAGCUUACGUCCAGCAGCACUGGCAGGAAGAUGAGUUCUUUGGCUAUCAGACGCUCAAUGGAUUGAACCCCAUGCUGAUUGAGCUCUGCACCAAGCUGCCCAGCAAUUUUCCCGUCACUGAGGACAUGGUCAGGUCUUCUUUGGAAGGAGGCAGUUUGAAGACGGAAAUGAUGAAAGGAAAUAUCUUCCUCUGUGAUUAUAAACGCCUGAGCGGAUUUAAGGGAAAUAAGAUUGAUGGGAAACAGCAGUAUCUGGCUGCUCCACUCUGUCUGCUCUACAGCACCCCUGAGAAAACUCUCAAACCCAUCGCUAUACAGUUGCACCAGAAACCGGAUGAAAACAACCCCAUCUUCCUGCCCACUGACUCCCAGUGGGAUUGGCUCUUGGCAAAGAUCUUUGUGAGGAAUGCAGAGUUUCAGGAACAUGAGCUCAACUUCCACCUGCUGCGUACUCACCUGCUGGCUGAGGUUUUCACCAUUGCAACUCUCCGUAACCUGCCAUCAGCUCACCCGCUGUACAAGCUCCUGAAGCCCCACACUCUCUACACACUGCAGAUCAACAUCAUGGCCAGAAACCUGCUGAUCUCACCUGGAGGAAUUUUUGAUAAGUUCACUUCAAUAGGUCAGAAAGAUGCAGUCAAGACAUACCUGCCCAAAGCCUUCUCCACCCUGACCUACAGCUCCCUCUGUCUUCCGGAAAAUAUCAAGGAGAGAGGUCUGCAGGACAUCCCCAACUACUUCUAUAGAGAUGAAGCCCAAAAGCUCUGGAACAUCAUCAACAAGUAUGUUGAUGGAGUUGUGAAGUGCUACUAUCUCAGCGCUGAGGACGUGAAGAAAGACUCAGAACUGCAGAACUGGAUCAGUGAAAUAUUUAACUUUGGAUUUCUGGGAAGAGAACAGAGUGGAAUUCCGAAGUCUUUCAGCACAGUGGACGAGCUCAUCAAGUUCGUGACGAUGGUGAUCUUCACGGUGUCGGCUCAGCACGCUGCGGUUAACAACAGCCAGUUUGAUUUCGGGGGCUGGAUGCCCAAUCUGCCGACCGCCCUCAGACUCCCCCCACAAUGCAAGAAAGGUGUGAGCACAGAGAAAACCAUAUUUCAAACACUGCCUGAUGUCAACACUACCAUCCAUGGCAUGGCUGUUCUGUAUCUGCUGAGCAGGAAGUCCUCUGACCACUACCAGCUUGGAGAUUUUAAGGAGGAGCUAUUCAGCGAGGCUGUACCAUGUGGCCAUAUUGAAGAAUUUAAGAAAACUCUUAAAAUAUUAGAGGCUGAAGGAACCAGUCCCUUGAACCUGGCUACCUUUACUUAA
This is a messenger RNA of Astyanax mexicanus (Mexican tetra), 1707 nucleotides long. Its product is annotated as polyunsaturated fatty acid lipoxygenase ALOX15B-like. The annotation marks the transcript as partial. Gene Ontology annotation, molecular function: iron ion binding; protein binding; oxidoreductase activity, acting on single donors with incorporation of molecular oxygen, incorporation of two atoms of oxygen. The transcript has 12 exons. Lineage: Eukaryota; Metazoa; Chordata; Actinopteri; Characiformes; Acestrorhamphidae. Gene Ontology annotation, biological process: linoleic acid metabolic process; lipid oxidation. The record is from RefSeq and is a predicted model, not a curated record.